Bactrocera oleae (olive fruit fly) is the source of this 1030-nucleotide messenger RNA. RefSeq lists its product as uncharacterized. Lineage: Eukaryota; Metazoa; Arthropoda; Insecta; Diptera; Tephritidae. Gene Ontology annotation, cellular component: nucleus; transcription regulator complex. Gene Ontology annotation, biological process: regulation of transcription by RNA polymerase II. The record is from RefSeq and is a predicted model, not a curated record.
UUAUAUAAUAGUUCGUCGGUAGAACAUUCUGGCAACUUCGAAUUCGCUGUCUACUUGGUUCUGGCAGUUUAUCGUCGAUUUGAUAUUGUUCUAUCAUCAGUGUUCGUCACAAUAUUAAUGUUUACAAAUUAUUCAAGAAUAAUGGUAUGCUGUUAUUCUUCUGAAUUAAUUCUUGGUUUCUUCAAAUGACAUUAAGAUAGUAAAAGAUCAAUAAGAAAUUUUGGAACAGAAUGACAAGAACCAGUCACAAGAAAAACCGGCCGUUCGAUUUUAAGUUAAUAUCACUGGUCCAACCGCAUCCAGUACUAUACCAUCGGCAAUGGGGUGGACUUUCAACAUUCGAAUCCAUGAAAGAAAAAAAUCGAAUAUGGAAUACUAUUGCUUUAGAAAUGGGAACUAGCCCUGGUUUUUGUCUUAGUCGUUGGAAUAAUCUGCGAAACCAUUUCCAGCGGGAACUUCGCCAUUGUCACGAACUAUGCCCUAAAGAAGGUACAAUUCGAGGAUCAACUUGGCCUUACCUAGAAAGGUUGCGUUUUCUUGAGAGAACUGUCUGUUUCAACAAACCUAGUAAACGUUUACGUAUUAAUAAACUUGAAAAAAUACGUUUGAAUUCUAAGAACUUAGAAGGACGUGAAGAGACCGUAUCGGGAUCUUCAUCAUAUAACGAAACCAUUAUCGAAUAUGAAGAACUUACAAAUUCGAAUAUCGAGAAAGGAGCUUGUGCGAUUUUGCAGAAUGAAGGUGAAUUGAAUCAUGAACGGAUUUUAAACUAUGAGCGAAUGGCAAAGUUAUUUAACAAACUUCCCAACGAAAUUAAAGGUCAUAUCGAGCGCAGAGUAAUGACUUACUUAUGCAAGUGUCAAUUGCGAGCAAUAACAAAUCAAGGGAUUGCUGACAUAGGAAUUUGAUCCGAAUAAUACAAUACAUACGGCUAUAAUUAAUUUUCUUGCAUAUAUUCUCAAAUUCAUAUAGAUAUGUUAAAGAAUUACAAUAAAAUCAUAACACACUGUACCAAACUGUGUAUCAGCAA